GAAUGAAGUAAGGCAGAAUAAUUAAGGAAACCAAAGAACGAAGAGACUGAGACCGGAUAGAGAGCGAGAGACAGAGAAAUGGAAGAAACCCAAGCACUCUUGCUUUGAUCCAAACCUCCAAAUUUCUCCCUCCUUCUCCUUCAUUUCCUUCGAAUCACAGACCAAAUUCAUCAUCUACAUUCGUAAUUCUUCCAGAUUUUUGUUCGGUCAACUUCUACAGUCCAGAGGAAGAAAAAAAUGGCGCUGAAUAUGAAAACCCUCACCCAAGCCUUGGCCAAGACCGCCGCGGUCAUCGAGAAAACAGUUCAGACCACCGUACAGGAGGUCACCGGACCCCGGAGUAGUUCACGUGGUGCAGGCGUUGGAUGAGAAUAAGAAUGCCAUGGCAAUGGUGACGGAGCCGCUCUUUGCGUCGGUGGCAAAUGCUGUAGGGAAUCUGGAGAACGUUGCUAAGGUUCCCAAGGAGCUAAAGGGUUUGGAAAUGGGAUUACUGGAAAUAAAGCAUGGUUUGCUUCAGAUUGCAGAGUCUUUAAACUUUCUUCAUAGCAAUGCGCAUCUCAUUCACCGAGCUAUAUCUCCUGAGAAUGUUCUCAUCACAUCAAAUGGAGCUUGGAAACUUGCUGGAUUUGGCUUUGCAAUUCCAGCUGAUCAGACCUCGGGUGACAUGGCUACCAUGCAGGGUUUCCAUUAUGCUGAGUAUGAUGUUGAAGAUUCUGUACUGCCUCUUCAGCCAUCUCUGAAUUACACUGCUCCUGAAUUGGUUAGGAGCAAAUCAUCUUUGGCUGGAUGUUACUCUGAUGUUUUCAGCUUUGGAUGCCUCGUUUACCAUUUGGUUGCUAGAAAGCCUUUGUUUGACUGCCACAACAAUGUUAAAAUGUACAUGAAUUCCUUAACUUACAUGUCGACUGAGUCGUUUUCUUCCAUUCCACCGGAGUUAGUUCCUGACUUGCAAAGAAUGCUCUCAUCAAAUGAGUCUUUCCGGCCAACAGCACUGGAGUUCACAGGUUCCCCAUUUUUCCGAGAUGACACAAGGCUGCGUGCUCUUCGCUUUCUUGACCACAUGCUUGAAAGAGAUAAUAUGCAAAAGUCUGACUUCUUGAAAGCUCUAUCUGAUAUGUGGAAAGAUUUUGAUUCCCGUAUAUUGCGCUAUAAGGUACUGCCACCUCUUUGUGCAGAAUUACGGAAUCUGGUUAUGCAACCUAUGAUUCUUCCCAUGGUUCUCACAAUAGCAGAGUCUCAGGAUAAACAUGAUUUUGAGCUAUCAACUUUGCCAUCUCUUGUUCCCGUCCUGAGUACUGCUGCAGGUGACACAAUGUUGCUGCUUGUGAAGCACGCCGAUCUUAUAAUUAACAAGACCAAUCAGGAACAAUUAGUAACAAAUGUCCUUCCAUUGAUUGUUCGGGCUUAUGAUGAUAAUGAUGCUCGCAUACAAGAGGAAGUUCUGAGAAAAUCAGUUUCCCUUGCUAAGCAACUUGAUACACAGUUAGUGAAACAAACAAUUUUGCCUCGUGUUCACAGUUUGGCUCUAAAGACAACAAUUGCUGCGGUUAGAGUCAAUGCUUUGCUAUGCUUUGGAGAAUUAGUUCAGACGCUUGAUAAACACGCCGUUCUAGAAAUCUUGCAAACAAUUCAACGUUGUACUGCUGUUGACCGUUCUGCUCCUACUCUCAUGUGUACCCUUGGGGUUGCAAACUCAAUCCUUAAGCAGUAUGGAGUCGAAUUUGUUGCGGAGCACGUUCUUCCUUUACUCACACCUCUUCUUACAGCCCAACAAUUAAAUGUUCAGCAAUUUGCUAAGUAUAUGCUUUUUGUCAAGGACAUUCUCAGGAAGAUAGAAGAGAAAAAGGGAGUCACUGUUUCUGAUUCUGGAGUACCGGAGAUGAAAUCUAAUGGGCCACAGUCCCAAUCAUCAAGCAGAACAAGUGAUACCGUCGGAGCAGCAAUAAAGAAUCGACCUGCUUGGGAUGAAGAUUGGGGCCCUACUUCCAAGGGACCAACGCUCCCACAAAAUUCUACGAAGGGGCCAACACCCCCUCAAAACUCUACUACCAAUUUCUCAUCUGCUCCUGCCGUUCUUGGUGGUCAGUCUAUGGCAGGAAACUCUAUACAAACAAAUUCUGUCGUGACUACAUCUGUGUCUAAUCCACAAACUGUUGCGUCCUGCCUUCCAGUAGAUAUUGAGUGGCCUCCUCGGAACUCUACUGGUGGUGCACCCAGAAUAGCUGAUUCUGGGAUGCAAGCAACUACCGGAUCAUCGUCAACUUCCAGCUUGGAUGACACGGACCCUUUUGCUGAUUGGCCUCCACGUCCUAGUGGCUCAUUAGGAGGUGCUUCAGGAACUUCCAACAAUGGAAUGGUUGGAGGACCAUCCGUGAACAAAUAUGGAACUGGUUCAUCUUUGAGUACACAGAACAGUUUGAACUUUCCAACAAACAGCAAUACCAGUUGGACCCUCAACAACCAAAAUACAACUGAACCAAUGAGACAAAAUCAUGGAAUUUCGGCUUUCAAUUCAAGCAAUCUGGGGAGUGGGGGCAUCACUUCCCAAAAUUCUAUUGGUUUUCAGAAGCAAAAUCAGGGAAUAUCAUCUCAAAAUACUUCUGAUGCCGACAAGAAAUUCACUGAUCUUGGAUCCAUAUUUGCGCCAAGUAAGAAUGAUCAUAUUGCACCCAGACUUGCCCCUCCCCCGUCGACUACUAUUGGUAGAGGAAGAGGAAGAGGGCGGGGGGGUUCAUCGUCAUCUCGUUCUACUCAUAACAAAUCGUCAUCUGGACAAACUCCCCUUAUGGAUUUGCUGUAGAGGGUGGAUGGAUUCUACGUUGAUCAGAAAUAUUUGGAAGAUGCAGAUUGCCUCUUGUAGAUUUUUCAUCUUGUGGCACACUGAGAUGGAUUUAACGAAAUGCAUAUCAGGUAUGAGAGUAUAUUUUUUUGACCCUUGCAUGUAAAGCAUAAGUUGGGGAUGCGAGUCAAUAUUAAAACGAUUGUUGUGUUAUGCCUGUAGCUGAUUUUUGGUAAAUGCAAUUUUUCUGUUUAUAGUCAAAAGUUGAACUAGUUUAUAUUGGAAAUUUUUAUGCCUCGUAAGUGUUGUAUUCUCCAUAUAUAGUCCCACUCCCAGUUUGUGACUAGCUUUUAAAGACAAUAAAGGAAGUUCAAAUUGAUUCUCCUAGAGUA
This is a messenger RNA of Momordica charantia (bitter melon), 3171 nucleotides long. RefSeq names its product SCY1-like protein 2 A. NCBI's taxonomy places the organism in Eukaryota, Viridiplantae, Streptophyta, Magnoliopsida, Cucurbitales, Cucurbitaceae. The record is from RefSeq and is a predicted model, not a curated record. Gene Ontology annotation, biological process: protein phosphorylation. Gene Ontology annotation, molecular function: protein kinase activity; ATP binding.